AUGUCUGAUAAUGAAAUUAAAGAAUCUAAAGAUCUAUACACUCAUUUUGCUCUUUUUGUAGACUUUGAUCCUACAACAUUUGAUAUUGUUAUUAAAGAACCAAAGCGGCAGAAAGCCAUAGAUGAAGAAAUUGCUACCAUCGAGAAGAAUAACACUUGGGAGUUGAUAGAACUUCCAAAGCGACAUAAGACAAUUGGUGUUAAAUGGAUUUACAAGACUAAGCUAAAAGGAAAUGGAGAAGUUGACAAAUACAAGACAUGUCUUGUUGCUAAAGGCUACAAGCAAGAAUAUGGUGUGGAUUACAUAAAAGUUUUGGCUCCAAUUACAAGGCAAGACACAAUCAGAUUAGUGAUUUCUUUGGGAUCACAAAACUCAUGGUCUAUUCUCCAAUUGGAUGUAAAAUCAACUUUCUUGCAAGGAGACUUGUAA
Molecule: messenger RNA, 429 nt
Organism: Mangifera indica (mango)
Lineage: Eukaryota; Viridiplantae; Streptophyta; Magnoliopsida; Sapindales; Anacardiaceae
Exons: 1
Coding region: 1-429 (142 amino acids)
Source: RefSeq, a predicted model, not a curated record